AUGCGUGUCUCUGCUCUGAUCGCCUUCUCUGCAAGCUGCCUUGGCAUCACGGCCAGCGCUAGCCCUUCUUUCAAACUAUUUUCACCCAAGCCUAACUGCCCCCCUCAAAGCGCGAAUCCGUGGCAGCAGCGCGCCAUCCUAGCAGACUUUGUGGAAGCCUUCUUCGUAGAGCAAAACGCUACAAAGGCCAUACUCAAUCACAUCGCGGAAGACUACAUUCAGCACAAUCCUGGAGCACUGUCGGGCCGCCAAAACGCACUAGACGCUCUUGUGCCGUUCCUGUCUUUGCCCGGCGUCAACCUGACCGUCCUGCGACAGGGCUUCGAAAACAACUUGGCAUUCAUCCAUUCUCGUUUGGACAUCGAUGGCGUUGCGCAGCCAACUGCGAUUGUCGACAUUUUUAGGUUCAAUGGAACCUGCAUCGUCGAGCAUUGGGACGUCGUCCAGGCCAGAGACCCCAACUCUAUCAACCCGUUGGCUCUGUUCUAG
Verticillium nonalfalfae is the source of this 489-nucleotide messenger RNA. RefSeq lists its product as uncharacterized. The record is from RefSeq and is a predicted model, not a curated record. The coding region runs from base 1 to 489 and encodes 162 amino acids. NCBI's taxonomy places the organism in Eukaryota, Fungi, Ascomycota, Sordariomycetes, Glomerellales, Plectosphaerellaceae. The transcript has a single exon.